Molecule: messenger RNA, 1125 nt
Organism: Penicillium atrosanguineum
Lineage: Eukaryota; Fungi; Ascomycota; Eurotiomycetes; Eurotiales; Aspergillaceae
Exons: 3
Coding region: 1-1125 (374 amino acids)
Molecular function (GO): dioxygenase activity
Source: RefSeq, a predicted model, not a curated record
AUGGCCCCAUCCGCUAUAGAAGAGCAAAUUCCAACCGAAAAAAAUACAAUCAAACCUUGGAAUCGUCCAGAACCCACAAAAGAGAACCUUGAAUGGGCUCCAUUGGUUGAAAUUGACCUAUCUCGUUUCGACGAACCAGGCGGAAAGCAAGAGCUUGCGAAGCAACUAUACGAUGCCGUGACGCGGGUUGGAUUCUGGGUAGUUGUUGGGCAUGGAAUCGAUGACGAGCGCAUUCUGCGCCAGUUCAGUAUCGGCAAUGCAUUCUUUAAGGAGUCCCUUGAGGAGAAGCGAAGCUUCCCCUGCAAUUUUGCCGAGGGUGAAUACUUUGGCUACCGGGAGAACGAAAGGUGGGUUGGAGAUACGGGGGUAAAAGACAACAUAGAAAUGCUCAAUAUCCCUAAAGCAAUCCCUGAGUGGGAGAACGUUCCUAGACACAAAAUUGUUCGUCAGAACUACGAGGAGAUCGCAAAGUUUCAUCGCGAUCUUUUUGACAAUGUCGUUCGAAAAUUGUUUGUCUUGAUGGCAAUCAUCCUGGAGUUGCCAGAAGACUAUCUGGUCCAAGCUCAUAGCUAUGACAAGCGUUCCGACGACCACUUGCGAUAUAUGAUAUAUAACACUCGGACCCAACAAGAAUGGGACAAAGCACAGGGCUAUACGAAGGGCGGCCACACGGACUUCGGUAGCUUGACCCUACUGUUCUCACAGCAUGUUGCUGGCUUACAGAUCCGGACACCGGAAGGAUCAUGGAAAUACGUGAAACCUAUUGACGGUGGCAUUACGUGCAAUGUUGCCGACACCUUAUCAUUCCUUACGAAUGGAUUCUUGAAAUCUACAAUUCAUCGUGUUGUUACACCUCCUAGGGACCAGGUCAAUAUUCCUCGUCUUGGGUUGCUCUAUUUCGCUAGACCUGGAGAUGAAACCAUAAUGAGAACGGUACCUUCGCCUUUGCUAGAUCGUCUUGGUCUACUUACCGAAGAGGAUAAGGACUUGAACAAAACAGCCGCCACAGGAACUGAAUAUGUUCGUGCUCGGGUUCGCGAUGUGCACCAUAAGUCUGUAAUUGAUCGGCGGGAGAACACGUCCUUUGAGUUCAAGGGUUUGUCGGUUCCAAACUAUUACGAAUAG